Molecule: messenger RNA, 558 nt
Organism: Microthlaspi erraticum
Lineage: Eukaryota; Viridiplantae; Streptophyta; Magnoliopsida; Brassicales; Brassicaceae
Source: the annotation of a GenBank genome assembly
AUGGGACUGUUAAGCAUCAUUCGGAAAAUUAAGAAGAAAGAGAAGGAGAUGCGUAUUCUUAUGGUUGGACUCGAUAACUCAGGGAAGACGACUAUUGUUCUGAAGAUAAACGGAGAAGACACAAGCGUCAUCAGUCCAACUCUUGGAUUCAACAUCAAAACCAUUAGCUACCAAAAGUAUACGCUGAAUAUAUGGGAUGUGGGUGGGCAAAAGACUAUAAGAUCGUACUGGAGGAAUUACUUUGAGCAGACUGAUGGGUUGAUUUGGGUUGUGGAUAGCUCUGAUCUCAGGAGGUUAGAUGAUUGCAAGAUGGAACUUGACAAUCUCUUGAAGGAAGAGAGGCUUGCUGGGUCAUCUUUGCUGAUACUAGCAAAUAAGCAGGAUAUUCAAGGUGCUCUUACACCUGAAGAAAUUGGCAAAGUGCUAAACUUAGAGUCAAUGGAUAAAAGCCGGCACUGGAAAAUCGUGGGUUGUAGUGCAUACACUGGUGAAGGUUUGUUGGAAGGAUUCGAUUGGCUGGUUCAAGACAUUGCCUCCAGAAUUUACAUGCUUGACUAA